AUGAAAGAGCUGGGCUUGCGCCUGCGGCGACAAUGCUUCCCCAGCAAACUAAACGAUCUCGUGUGCCCAGAAGAGCCCCUCGGGCGUGCCAACAGUGCCGCUCCGCCAAAUGUCCGUUUCAGAGAGUUUAGGUAUCUAUUACAAAUCGAGCAACAAAUAGCAAGCGCAGCAAGAAACCCAGAUGACCCUACGCCCCCUCUUGUCCAAGAGAAAACGGUUAUUCAGCUAGAUCAAAGACCAACCACGCAGAAUGUCGAUGCUGCGUCUCCAUCUGUAGCUUGGAACAGGCCGGGAACCAGUUACCAACACAGUAACUCGAUAUCACAGAAUACCUCGCCAGCUGCAGACAGGCAAGAAGAUGUCAAUAAUGACCGCCCGGAUAAGAUCUUUUCUAGUAAUCCUUUAGUGAAAGAAGUAACUUAUCUAAGAGACCCAAAGGGUCGCUACCACUUCAUGGGACCUACCUCUACCUGGUCUUUCUUUCGCAGACUUGUUGCAUUAAUCGAACAUAAUGUUUCUCAGCCUACUGGUAGCCCAAGUGAUCCAUUCAACAACGAUGGGACCAUUUUCCGAAUCAGAUGGAACGCGGUACCUUCAGACCAACAUCCAAGGGUAGACCAGCUACCUCCAGUUGACUAUUCUAUCUUCAUUUUUCACACCGUCAAGUUUCGCCUUGGCUUAUACUCUCACAUAAUAGAUGAAGAAGGCUUUCUAGCGACGCUGGGGCAGUUUGAGACCAAUCCUCAGGAAAUUGCUCAUCGCAAUCGUCUAUGGUUUGCCGAAUAUCUUCUAAUUCUAGCCUUUGGAGAAUCAUAUACAACACAUGCUGAGACUACGCCCACGUCGACAGGAGCAAUUUAUGCGUCUCGCGCUAUGGCGGUGAUACCUGAGAUUGGCCAGCUCCACGAAGAAGGUCUACUGGCAAUCGAGGUAUUAGCUCUAGCGGCAUUAUGGUUUCAUUCUGUCGACAUGAGAGUCAGUGCCUAUCAAUAUAUCGGCCAAUCACUCCGUCUGAGCUAUGUUGAAGGGAUAUACAGGGAGCUGCCAGAUGCCACAUUCGGAUCCAAAUUUACGCUCCGAUGCAAAAGCCUCUGGUGGGGAGUUUACAUCCUUGAUAGACAGUUGUCAGCCCAAAUGGGGGCACCGAGUAAUAUUAAGGAUGAUGAGAUCACCAUGAGCCUUCCCUGGCACAACGAUGACAGCACAAUGGCGAUCAGUCUGACUCUUUGUAUCAAACUAUCUCGCCUCCUAGCCACCAUCACAUCUACUGUUUAUGCGGUUAACGAUGAGCUUGGGAGCUCAUUCAUACAAAAUACAAAAAUAGCAAUCAAAGGGCUUACAGAAGUUGCUCAAGAAAGCGACCAGAUCAUGACGCCCCGCAACCAAAACACAGCUCCUUCUCGAGUAGUGAGUUCAAUCACUCUCAUGUAUCAUCACUGUAUUAUGCAAGCAACAAAACCUUUGAUGAUGUGCCUUAUGAAAGAAUUCAUUGGGCCAUCAAACUUUGACUUGGAUCGAACAAUGAUUACACAGCCUGUGGAUUCGUUGAUCAAAACGGCAGUGGCCUCAGCCUUGACGAUCUUGAAAAUUCUCACAUCUUUGCAAAAGCAACACCUUAUUGAUUCUUUCUUACCUUUUGAGCUCGAAUAUGCCUUUUCCUCGGCCAUUUCUCUUUGCAUUCUGCAACUUGUUCUCCCAGAGUAUAUCACGGAAACGAGCUGGAAGAAAUUUGUUGAUAACUUGCUGGACUACAUGAUUGAUCAUGGAAGCGUUAUUGCGAGUACACGAAAGCACGAGCUUUAUUACCUCACCCGACUCCUUCAUGGGAUGCCUUGCCGUGACACAGGCCCUAUCUUGGAUAGCAACGUCUCAAUCUCAGGGAGUGUCCCGCCAACUUUGUCUCCUACCGAAGUUUCAGAGCCGGGAAGCUUCAUCAAUUCAGAGCAACAUCCUGCGACAAAUUGGGACCAAUACCUUGAUCUGAACACUAUAAGUCUUGAUCCUGAUCCUUUAUUCGAUCUCGCAAUGCAAUUUGGUAUAGAACCGUAA
Messenger RNA from Clonostachys byssicola, 2049 nucleotides. NCBI's taxonomy places the organism in Eukaryota, Fungi, Ascomycota, Sordariomycetes, Hypocreales, Bionectriaceae. The record is from the annotation of a GenBank genome assembly.